Molecule: messenger RNA, 627 nt
Organism: Echinostoma caproni
Lineage: Eukaryota; Metazoa; Platyhelminthes; Trematoda; Plagiorchiida; Echinostomatidae
Source: the annotation of a GenBank genome assembly
AUGUGACUGGACAAAAUGACUUCGCCGGAAAUUGCCAGACAAUUCUUGGCCAUCCUUGGCUACACCCCGGAAACACGUCGAGCUGCCGGUGGUCUGUUGGUCGAUAGCUCCAAACUGCAUAUCAAAGAAUGUCUCGGUUAUUUGUUGAUGCUCAACGGCUACGGAAUGAAAGAGGCAUCUGCAAUACUGGAAAAGAUUUGGUACGAGCCACCGUUAGAACCCACAGACGUGAUCCCCGGUGUGGUGGAUGCGAUUCGAGAACUGAAAAGUAAACACUUACACAUUGCCAUAAACACGUCUGACACACGAGAUGCCUGUCGUGAGUUUUUGGACUGCUCCAAACUGGACGAUUGUGUUGAUCUGAUCUCGUGUGCUGAAGAUGCGGAUCGUCACCCAAAACCACUGCCGCAUACCUGCACACCGCAACAGACCAUGGUGGUUGGAGACAGUCCGGCUGAUUUGCUCUCAGGCCGCGCAGCCGGUGUUCGACUGACCGUGGGCGUAUUAUCCGGUUUCUCGCUGGCUCACAAUCUACUCUCAUAUGCCAAUGUGCUCGUACCGAACGCCACCUAUUUACCUCAUUUGAUACAAUUGGACUGGGGUAACGGGAAUGUGCGGGCCCAGUGA